Eutrema salsugineum is the source of this 2067-nucleotide messenger RNA. RefSeq lists its product as uncharacterized. Lineage: Eukaryota; Viridiplantae; Streptophyta; Magnoliopsida; Brassicales; Brassicaceae. The transcript is spliced from 6 exons. Bases 1 to 2049 code for a protein of 682 amino acids. The record is from RefSeq and is a predicted model, not a curated record.
AUGGCGUCUUCUCAGGUAAAGAUCGCCUCUUUACGAUCUAACUUCGGUUCUGUCCUUAAAGAUCGCAACCGGCGGCACAACGACGACGACGUCGUUUUCCAGAAGAAUCUGAAAGCUCAAGUGAAAUCUGCGGCGAUCUCCGACGAGAAUUCCCAGAACAGAGUCGAUUCUAGGAUCGGAAACAAGCCGAAAAAGAAGAACAAAAGCCGUCUUGGUUCGCCGGAGAAAUCACGAACCAGAAAAAGGAACAACUUUUCCGACAGCAAGAGAAACGACAAUCUUGGAGGAGCUUCUUCUCUUGUUCAGAUAUGGGAGGCGAGGCUGAAUCGAUCCAGCGGCGGAAACUCGCCGAUCCAUGGCCAAUCAACAGAGAGCGUUCAAGAAGAAACCAACCUUUCGGCUCCAUCCAUCGACGGAGAAUCUGAAUCGGAGAACGAAUCGAACAAUCCUGAUCGAACGGUGGAGAUUGAAUCCGAGACUCUCAAUUCGGUUUCUGAUUCCGGAGAGAGCAAAUGGGGCCGAGUCGCUGACAUUAUACGAAGACUGAAGCUAACCGCCGGCGAUAAUGGCGGGACCGUCGACAUGCCGAUUAUAAAAACGCAGGUGGUGGAGAAAAACAGUUUUCCGGUGGUUACUUGUUCGCCGCGACUCCGAGGAAGGCAAGCAUUCUCCGAUUUGCUUACGCGUCUGGAACGCGACCGUCACCGUGAACUGCAGUCGCUUCUUGAACGCAACGCAGUUUCUAGGUUUCCUCAACGUGGUCGCCUCCAGUCAAUGUUGCGGCUAAGGAGUCUCAAACGCGGCCUAGUGAUUCAAGAUCGUCAACGGUCUAGCGCAAAAACACCUGAUUUGAAUCGCCUCAAACCUGGCUCUACAGUUCUUCACCUAAGGGAAAAAUUCAGGGCAAACGCAGCAAACGCCUCUUCUGAAGCAGAACGGAAAAAAGGUCAACAAUCAACUGUAGAAACAGAGAGAAGUACCGAGAGCAUGCAGUCUAAAGAAACUAGUAUUCUUCUAGAAACUUCAUCCACAGAGCGGUUAAGCCCUCGAAAGAGCAAGAUAGAAGAAGCAAUUUUACGAAAGAAAGAAAAUGAAACAGAAAUGAGUUACCUUCAGCUGCAAGAAACCAUAGUAGCAGAAGCUUUGAAAAGAAAAUCUGAUAAGACCAUCACCAGCGUAACUCAUCAAGAACCGCGGAAACUGGAGAACGAGGACGCGAACAUGGUAGAAAUCAGUACACAGGAAACUCGAGAAACACCGUUCCUUGAGAGAAAAGAAACGACGUUACGAUGGGAAGAGCAAGAAGAGUAUGAGGAUGAACAGUCUUAUUACGGAGAAAUGAGCUACGACUGGUUUACAGAAAUUGCUCGGCCUCGGACUUAUUGGGAAGAUCUGAGGAAAUCACGGUAUCAGGAAGUGAUGAACACUCGAUCUGACAAAGAAGAUAUAUGCAGACUCCUUGAGAGUAGAACGGUUUCGGAUUUUCUCCAGAGCGGUUUGCGAGAGAAGAUCGAUAAGCUCAUAAUGUCUCGUGUUCAGACAAAUCCGGUUCGGCGGAUUGAGGAAGCUGGUAAAGAGGAAGAGAAAUGUGACAUAGAUAAAGAAGAAGAAGUUGAAGUCAGAGAUUACUUGAGCCAAACGUCAUCUCCGAUCUUUGCGCCUUCACCGGCAGGAUCAUGGAGUUCUCAAGACACCGGUGUUGCUUCCACACCUCUGAACAAUCUUCAUUCCACUGAUAUGGAGAUUAUAAGCGAUUUGAGAUCACAGAUUUUACAGCUCCAACUAGACAUGUCGGAGCUAAGAGACUCUGUCAAAACGUGUUUGGACGUAAACGCUAGCCUUCAAAAGUCAGUUCACCGGGAUAAUCCCCUGAAACGCAAAUGCUGCGUUUGUAACGAAACGCUAGUUGAAACACUUCUAUACAGGUGCGGGCACAUGUGCACAUGCCUCAGAUGUGCAAACGAACUACAAUGUAAUGGCGGGAAAUGCCCGAUUUGUCGUGCUAAGAUCCUAGACGUUGUUCGCGUCUUCGUCGAUCCAAGAACCUGAAAUUAUAUUUAUAACCAA